AACACGGCACGACCAAAAAAAUCCGCGGUUUUUCCGCUUUUCCACUUUAAACGGCGAUAUUUUCCAGUUUGCCGCAAUUAUGAGUUCUUCGCCGAAUUCUGAUGAAGAUAGGAAACACGACUUCAACCCUCUACAGCUCGCGAGCGGCAAAAGGAAAAGUGCCUUCCUGCCCUACAAACCGUCGAACACAGUGCUCACAAAUCUGCAACGUGGAAACACGGAAGCGAAUAUUCCCAGCGAAAUCUGCCUGAACUUUCACGAGAAAACCGGCCAAGGGGAAAUCACCGAAGAGCAAGUGCGCGCCGAACAAGCGGUCGAUAUUCCGGACUCGAACAAAUACACUCCUCUCCAUUGGGCGUGUUACUACGGUCAGCUCGCCGCUGUCGCUAUUUUAGUCAAGUGUGGGGCUGACGUAAAUCGGCAGGCAAAUGAUAUGAUAACACCCUUGCUGCUGGCCGGAGCUGGUGGUCACAAUGAAAUCGUCCGCCUGCUGCUCGACAAGGGUGCCUCCAUCAAUCAUAUGGAUAUUGUGGGAAAUACUGCUCUCAUGUAUGCUGCAGCAGGGAAUCAUCCGCACACGUGCAACGAGCUGUUGAAUGGUGGCGCAAGCUUUACCGUCACAAACGAGGAUGGGGAAUCGGCCUACUCGUUGGCGGUGAAAAAUAAUGCCAACUUAGCUCAGGCUGUACUUGAGAAUCACAUCACGGCCUUACUGAUGACAUAGAAAGUUGGAAUGCUUCUGCGGUGGAUCUCAGAUCUGGGGCGGCCAAGCAUUUGGAGCUUUGAAUAUGUGAUAGAUGGAACCAUCGGUAUACCCACCUGUGUAAUAUUGGUUUUAUAUUUUGUUAAAUUUACCUAAAAAGAGUGUUUAAAUAAACUUGUGUUAAGA
This is a messenger RNA of Anopheles darlingi, 889 nucleotides long. Its product is annotated as DNA-binding protein RFXANK. NCBI's taxonomy places the organism in Eukaryota, Metazoa, Arthropoda, Insecta, Diptera, Culicidae. The record is from RefSeq and is a predicted model, not a curated record. The transcript is spliced from 3 exons. Gene Ontology annotation, molecular function: protein binding. The coding region runs from base 80 to 724 and encodes 214 amino acids.